AUGGCCGAAGCCGAGGUGCCCCAAGUCCCCCCUCCUGAUGAAUCUCCAGUUGAGACUCUGUCCGGCGAGGAAACAACGGGGUUGGUGUCUGAAGUAGAAACGGAGACCGAGAAAGAAACGGAAAAGGAAACAGACAAGGACACAGAUAAGGAAACCCCGCCAAAAGAAGCCGCGAAUGGAGUGAAGAAGGAGUCUGUUCCCCCAAAGCGGCCCGGUGUUCUGGCAGCAAGACGUCCUGGGACAACUUCGACAUCUUCCGCGUCGAAACCCACCGCUUCUUCAGCCGCUCAAUCUACUAGAACAACUGGGGGUCUGAGCAAACCUCCCGCUCGUCCUGCGGCUGGAUCUACUCUGCGAAAGACUGCUAGCAGUGCAACUGCAGCUACUUCUGCCAGUUCGGGUCACAGAUCUCAACCAUCGAUUGGCGGCUCUGGAGAUGAAAAAAAGAAGCCAACACCUACUGCCUCUCGGAGAACUUCUCUUGCUCCUUCGGGAACUCACCACUCUUCCGCAAAGCCUGAAACUGCAACCGAAAGAAGAGCAAGCGCAGCCCCAUCUACAUCAACAGUACGAAAGCCCGCGGUGCCAACCAGUUUAUCAAGCCCAAAGCACACCGUCAAGCCCGCUGUAUCGAGCACUACUGCGAGAACGACUGGGACUGUAGGCGCUUCGGGAACCACGACAAGCAGGUCAGCUCCAAUUGCCAAACCUGCGAGUAGCGCAGCGGCCACGGAUGCUAAAAAGAGACUUUCAACAAUAUCUGGAACUACUGGAGUUUCCAGGACACCAGUAAAACCAGCAGGCCAUUCCGCAUCUUCAUCAACGUCGUCGAAAGAAAUCGACGAGUUAAAAGCGAAGCUCGAAGAUAGUGAGACCAAGGUGGAAGAACUCCAGAAAGAAGUUGCCUCUUCUCAAGAGAAGCUCCUUGAGCUUGGCAAACAGGCCGAAGAGGAAGCCAAAAAUAUUUCUGAAGCGGAAGAGAGUAUUCGAAACCAACAUAAAGCAGUUAUCGAAAAGCUACAUGCGACCCACAAUGCCGACAUCGAGAGUUUGAAAUCUCAGUUGGCAGAGGCUGAAGCCGCCCAGAAGGCCGCACAGGACGCGUCGCUCAAAGCAAUCGAGGAGGCGCAGCAAAUAGCUACUGCGAAGGGUGCUACAGACACUGCAGAAGCCCUCGAAAAGCUCAAGGCUGAGCAUUCGACAGCCUUGGAGGCAAUCAAGCUUGAGCUGGCCAGUGCCAAAGACGCCAGCGCCGCGACAGCAAGUGCGCUUGCAGAAAAGGAAGCUGAACUUGCUACUUUGAAGGCUCAAAUUGAGACCGGUAAUGCAGAAGUCGAAGCCUUGAAAACUGAGUACGAGGCUAAGCUUGCUGCUAAGGGGGAGCAACAGCAGACGGCUCAGGAGACAGCCCUUGAAACCUUGCGAAAAUCACUGGCAGAUGAGCAUGAAUCGGCCCUAGCGGCUCUGAAAGCCGCUCAUUCCGCGGAGCUGGCAGAACGGAGUACUGAGUCUACUUCAACCUAUGAAAAGCAAGUAGCAGACCUUACCCAGAAGUACGAGACAUCGAUUAGCGAGCUUCAAAAGCAGCUUGAAGAGGCGGCCGCCAACCAGGCAGCCCUGGAAGCUGCACACAAGCAGAAGCUUGAGGCCCAGGAAGCCGAUUCGACUAGCAAAAUAUCCGACUUGACGAAGGAGGUCUCAGAAUUGCAAGGCAAGUUAGAAUCCGCAAACAAUCAGGCUCUUCCAGCUCAGGAAGAGCUUGCGGCAAUAUCAAAUAAGUAUGAGAUCCUGCAAGCCAAGAGUGCAGAGGACGAGAAGGCAUACUUGACUACACAAAAUGAUUUAACGCAAGCCAAGCAAGAGAUCACUUCCCUCCAGAAGAUUAUUGACACCUUUGAUGCGGACGGAAAGGACAAAGACGAGCAGCUCAACAAAAUCAAGGCCGAACUUACCACCGCGCUCAAGAGCCUUGAAGACAAGACUAAGGAAAUAUCAAUACUGCAGGAGAAGCACCAAAAGGAGUUGCAAACCAUCUCAAAUGACUACGAGAAGGAGAUAGAUGCAUUACAAGGCGAGCUCUUUCCCGUCCCAAAGUUCUCUUCCUGCAACUCCGGCAUUAGGGAAAAAUAUGAAGAGCUCGAAGCCAAGCACGAAGAACUGUCCAAAUCUCAUAAUGAUUCUGCCGCUUCUCAUGCCCAAGAAUUGGAACAACUCAAGCAAGAACACGCUGCUGCCAUUGCUACUAUCGAAAGUAACGACGCUGCUCAUAAACAAGCGCUUGAGGAAUUGAAGGCGGCCCAUGCAAAGAGUCUGGAUGAGGCUCAUGACAGAGCAAUUACUGCCGGACAUGCUGCCCAUGCCACUGAGUUAGAACAGCUACGGGCAAAUCAUGCCGAAGCGAUUGCCGCCCUGAAGGAGGAACAUGCUGCGAGCCAAGCGGCCGCACUGUCAGAUGCCGAGAAGCAUAAGGCUGCUGAGAUAGCACUCCAAGACGAAAACGCAAAGACAAAAGAAGCCUUGCUAAAGAUCCAGGAAGAGCUGGAUAAUCUCGGACAAGAACUUGCCCACGAGAAGAUGGCCAGGGCCUCUGCCGAGGCUGACCUGGACGCUGUGAAAAGUAAAAAGCCAGAUACUUCCGAGGUAGAUGCACUCCGAAAAGAGUUGCAGACCUUAAAGGACCAGCACCAAGCAUCGCUCUUGACUGCUCAACAAGAGAUGGAAAAAGCUACUGAGGAGCACUUAGCUACCAAGGCUUCUUUGGAACAGGCAAAGGCCGAACUCGAGGAGCACUUGGCUGUCAAGACUUCUUUGGAACAGGCAAAGGCCGAACUUGAGGAACAAUUGGCUGCCAAAGCUUCUUUGGAACAGGCAAAGGCCGAACUCGAGGAACAAUUGGCUGCGAAGGCUUCUUUGGAACAGGAAAAGGCCAAACUCGAGGAACGAUUGGCUGCCAAGGCUGCUUUGGAACAGGCAAAGGCCCAACUCGAGGAGCAGAAGGCUGACGUUGAGGCCAAACUCAAAACUUCCCAGGAUGACUACCUCUCCAUGCAUAGCUCGUUGACCGAAUUGGCGGAGGAAGCGCACAAGAAGGUCGCAAACCUUGAGGCACGGUUAAAGGAGGCAGAAGCUCAACUCAAGGUCAAGGAUGCCGAGCUUGCUGAAGCAAAGACACAGAGCGCCGCUCUCCCCUCGCCAAAGUCUCCCGCUAUAGAAACCUUGCCUGGCCUAAGUGCAAGCCGGUUCGCCCAGGAAGCUGAUUCGCCUGCCACAGACGCAGAACCAGAAGUGGCAGAAGCGAAAGCUAGAGUCACUGCACAACAACUGGAGCAGAUGAACGAGGAUUUGAAGAGGAAUAAUUUAAGAUCUCUGGAAUCAAUCACAGACAUCUCUCCCUCCAGUCUCACGGUCUAA
Amorphotheca resinae ATCC 22711 is the source of this 3411-nucleotide messenger RNA. RefSeq lists its product as hypothetical. The coding region runs from base 1 to 3411 and encodes 1136 amino acids. NCBI's taxonomy places the organism in Eukaryota, Fungi, Ascomycota, Leotiomycetes, Helotiales, Amorphothecaceae. The record is from RefSeq and is a predicted model, not a curated record. The transcript has 6 exons.